Molecule: messenger RNA, 2310 nt
Organism: Neurospora tetraspora
Lineage: Eukaryota; Fungi; Ascomycota; Sordariomycetes; Sordariales; Sordariaceae
Product: major facilitator superfamily domain-containing protein
Exons: 3
Coding region: 410-1960 (516 amino acids)
Biological process (GO): transmembrane transport
Molecular function (GO): transmembrane transporter activity
Source: RefSeq, a predicted model, not a curated record
CGAUGGGAUCAUGACCGGCCAUGAGGAACGUGUUGGCAUGCGGGGGAUUAUCUGCACAUCCCUACCGGAAUCUUCCAGGUACGUGGUAGGUCUGGCACAUGGCUGGUACUACCACCCUCGCAUGUAGGUAUUUAUCCUUCUUUGGAUACGUAUAUUAAAUCCGAGACCGACCGGCUGGAAAGUGACCCAGGUUCAAAUUGGUGUCUCUCCCCUCUUCUUUUGGGUGCCCUUUCUUCACCUUCAUCCAUCUAUCUCUUAGUUUUUACUCCUAGCCCGGCUGACAACUGUUGAAUCGUUGAUCCGGCUUUGAACAAACCACACAUCGUUGUGGGAGUACAUAUCCCAGGUAUCAACACCUCGGUGAUAUAAGCCUUCGUUCAUCCAGUCAUCAACAAGGACCACCGCAACCAUGGAAUCAACCCACGAGCCCGCCGACCCCGUCGCCAAGGGCAUCCUCCCCACAGCCCGCCAGUCAUGGAAGGACCUCUUCAUCUGGAAGCAGCGUGUCGUCGUGACCAACGUUUACGGCGAGACCGCAACAGAGUGGGCAAAGCCCGUCCCCCUCAAGAACCCCAUCAGCCUGCUUGCUCAACUCUCGGGCCGGGACUGGCUCAACUUCAUCGUGGGCUUUUGCGCCUGGAGUGCCGACGCAUUUGACUUUCACGCCUUGUCCAUCCAGCAGGUCAAGCUGGCGGCCUACUAUGGCGUCAGCAAGACCAGUGUGUCGACGGCCAUCACGCUGACCCUGCUGCUUCGGUCGAUUGGUGCGGCUGCCUUUGGUCUGGCUGGCGAUCGAUGGGGGAGAAAGUGGCCCAUGGUGCUUAACAUGAUUGUGUUGGGCAUCUUGCAGAUUGCCACCAUCUACAGCUCGACUUACUCGCAGUUUCUUGGUGUGAGAGCUUUGUUUGGAUUGUUUAUGGGCGGAGUGUACGGUAACGCGAUCGCGAUGGCCUUGGAAAACAGCCCGGUCGACGCCAGAGGUCUGAUGUCUGGUAUCCUCCAGCAGGGGUACGCCUUUGGCUAUGUGUGCGCCGCAUGCGCCAACCUCGGCGUCGGUGGCGGCACCGAUAGCUGGAAGACCGUAUUCUGGAUUGCUGCUGGUCUGUCCAUCGGUGUUGGCAUCAUCCGCUGCUUCUUCCCCGAGUCCAAGCAGUUCCUGGAGGCGCGCAAGGAAGGCAAGGCCCAAGCAAACCCGUCCCAGUUCUGGAGGGAGACCAAGGUGAUGCUUCGCCAGGAGUGGAAGAUGUGUGUCUACUGCUGCAUCUUGAUGACUUGGUUCAACUACUACAGCCACACCUCCCAAGAUAGCUACACAACCUUCAUGAGAACUCAAAAGGAAAUGGACAACUCGGGCGCCAGCCGUGCCAGCAUCAUCAUGAAAGCCGGCGCCUGCGUUGGCGGCACCAUCAUCGGCUACCUCAGCCAAUACUUCGGCCGCCGACGCACCAUCAUCGUCUCCUCGCUCAUCAGCGGCUGUCUGAUCCCCGCGUGGAUCCUUCCAAAUUCCGAGCGCGCGCUGUCGGCCACCGGCUUCUUCAUGCAAUUCUUCGUCCAGGGCGCCUGGGGCGUGAUCCCCAUCCAUCUGAACGAGCUUGCUCCCCCCGCCUUCCGCUCCUCGUUCCCCGGCAUCACGUAUCAGGUCGGCAACAUGGUGUCGUCCCCGUCCGCGCAGAUCGUCAAUGCCGUGUCGGAGAAGAUCCACAUCAUCAGCCAUACCGGCAAGCUGGUCGAGGCCUAUGGUCCGACUAUGGGCAUCGCUACUGCGAUUAUUGUGAUGGGCAUUGUGGUCACCACGGCCUUUGGCCCCGAAAAGAGGGGUAGAGAGUUUGAGAAGGCACUGCCGGCGGGUAUGAACCUCCAGCAGCAGCAGGGCAAGCAGGUGGAUGAUUUGGAGGCGGGAGAUAUGGAGAGGGUGCCGAGCGGAUUGGAUGAGAAGAGGGAAGGACGAGAAGUUCAGUAGGUGGAAAAUACUGCUGCACCUGCCAAACACUGAGCGUCGGGUUCUCAUGAAGUGUUGGAAGUUACGGUGAUGUUUCGGGGCAUGACGAAUUCGUGUGCAUGUCCAUUUACGAUAAUGAUCUCUUGACUUGAUACCAACCGUCAUAUACAAGUAUUAUAUGGCUUUCUCGUGUCCUUAUGCUGAGGCCUUUGCGUUAAUAGUUUUGAAAGAAGGUAUUUUGACAAAAGAUUUCCGCCAAUGCUUCUAAAGGAAGAGUCACGCAGCAUCUGGUAAUUUGUAUAUAUAAGUCGGAUCAUCCUCCUAUGUCAGUACUUUCAAAGGAAAUCUUUCCAUUAAACUUUGUAAACCAC